Molecule: messenger RNA, 1473 nt
Organism: Seminavis robusta
Lineage: Eukaryota; Bacillariophyta; Bacillariophyceae; Naviculales; Naviculaceae
Source: the annotation of a GenBank genome assembly
AUGGGGAGGAAACUCCUGAGACCUGAGGAAGUGACAUUAUACGACCUGAACAAGCAUUUCAUUCUUCCCCUGACAGAAGAGUUCCGAUGCAGUUAUGCCGAACUGGUCGCGGACAGCCCAUGUGUACCCCAAUUUUUCUGUAGUCACUGGUGGGGAUCGCCCGUCUUUGAGUUCAUUGUAUGUCUCGAGCAACUUGCCAUGGAUCGAUAUGGCAAGAAGCGGUACGAAGACACCCUCUAUUGGAUUUGUGCUUACGCGAACAAUCAAUGGGACCUUUCCAAGGAUGUGCAGUCGCGGCUCUCUGGCAGCUCGAGAAGAGGAGUCGCCCAACUUCUCUGGUGCUUUCGACAUCACAAUCGAAAAUGCCCAGGCUUCGGCGGAAGGGGACAGACGACAGAUAUUAAACUAUAUCUGUGGAAACGGAGACGGUGGAGAGCCACCAAGAGCACACGAAUCUUUCCGAAGGAUGAAUGGGCUGUUGCGCAGCACUUUCGCUAUGCCGCUCUUCUUCGAGGCGACGACAUGCAAAAGCACACACAGGCAUUGUCGAGUUAUCCAGGUCUUGCUUUUCGGGUGGACCUGAAUGUCCCGCAAUUUAGGGGAGAGGUGUACAACUUUUUGAACUUGGCUCUCCCUGCCACGUUGGAAUCCCUUGAUUUGACAUAUUCCCAUCCACGCUUAGUCGCCUCGUCGGACGAGUUUGCGAGAGGCCUUGGACGAUUUCAAGCUUUGAAGUCGCUCAAGUUUCAGUUGCGAUUUCCGGUAAAAGAAGCCGUCAACUUUUCCACCGAGACAUUUUUCCUAGAGCUACGCGAACUGACAGGUUUGGAAGAGCUGGACCUCUUCUUUGACAACAUUGACCUAUCUGGUGAGUUUGCACAUGGUUUGAGCAAGCUUGCUCGCCUCAAGUCCUUUAGGUUUAUUUUGCAGCGCUCCAAGGUGCUAAGACAAGGCCCUUGCUCGGAUAAAACACUACUGCAAGAACUUGCGGAGUGCACAGCUCUGGAAACGCUGGACUUGUCAUUCGGUCACGGAGGGCUCAUCUUGGAUGAGAGUUUCAGUGCCACAGCCGACAAGCUCGUGAAUCUGAGUUACUUGAGGUUGGGGAUGGAGGUAGGGUUGCACCCGAAAGAAUUCACUGGAGUGCUGGCUGACGCGUUGCAACAAUAUCCCAGGCUCAGGCAUCUCUCUAUCUCGGGGCUCUGCUCCUUGACAUGUCUCCGCCCUUUGCUUUUCAAACGAGACUCAUGCUUGGAAGCGCUUGAGGUGAGCAUGUCCGGGCUGGAAGUAACUCGUGACGGCACCAUUGCCGCUAGGUUGCACGCUACUGAAGCAGCUCCGGUCGUAUCUUUGAGUGGCUUCGAAAGCUGUGGCAACAACUGUAACCUGCACGAGUUUCAUCUUUCCUUACACAACGUGGAGCAGUUGGCGAUCAUUGAACUUUUACGACUGCUGGGAUCUUCCGGUUGUUGA